AUGCUUGGGACUGUUUUGAAACAUGGAGUCGAUGUACAGGUUGGUCCUCACGGGCAACGGGUUUUCUUUGGCAAAACUGUCGAUCUUAUUGCCAAGGCUGCAGAAAUGCGGCGUCAGGAAGUUGUCAAGAGACGGGGACCACCGAAUGUAAUGGAGAGAAAAUUACAGCGUAUCAGUGUCAAUGCUCAGGAAAAUGGAGUGGCAAAAAGAAACCGCGAUGUAUCCCAUUUGGAUUGGGUAAAUAAACAACUAUAUAAGAGACAUUUAGAAGUGUAG
Molecule: messenger RNA, 276 nt
Organism: Adineta steineri
Lineage: Eukaryota; Metazoa; Rotifera; Eurotatoria; Adinetida; Adinetidae
Source: the annotation of a GenBank genome assembly